This is a messenger RNA of Eremomyces bilateralis CBS 781.70, 1894 nucleotides long. Its product is annotated as mitochondrial chaperone BCS1. The transcript is spliced from 3 exons. The record is from RefSeq and is a predicted model, not a curated record. Gene Ontology annotation, cellular component: mitochondrial inner membrane. Gene Ontology annotation, molecular function: ATP hydrolysis activity; ATP binding. Gene Ontology annotation, biological process: protein insertion into mitochondrial inner membrane from matrix; mitochondrial respiratory chain complex III assembly. Bases 215 to 1648 code for a protein of 477 amino acids. NCBI's taxonomy places the organism in Eukaryota, Fungi, Ascomycota, Dothideomycetes, Eremomycetales, Eremomycetaceae.
GAGAACUAACGCCUCAAGCCUCACGGGAUAUCUUCAUAUGCGAAGGGGCUGGUCGGCACUCCGACAUGACGAUCAUAAUGCUCUCGACUUAUGCUUGGAUAUAAAUACGGGAACAAAAGGGAAUGGAAAGCUGAGUUACCAGUCCUUACUUCAAAUCGGGCACCGAAAGAAGUGUUUAUAACUAAUUCUGCCUUUCUCUAUAUCCGUCAUCAAUAUGGCCAGUAGCUCACCAUUCCAACCGCUCCCACAAGGACAGGUGUCAGUCCUGGAAUUGUUCUUCCCAGGCUUGUCUCGUAUCUCCCCUGUCAUCCAACGAUACACGGGGAUCAACUUAGAUGCAGUCGUUCCUUUGGUUUGCCUCUGUGGAUUUCUUGUGUUCUUAUACAAACGUGGCUAUCAAGACAUAUCGAACUGGGUGCAGAAAUCUUUUUCUUCGACCGUCCACGUCUCAUGCAACAGCGAGGUGCACGAAAUGGUUCUCGCCUGGGUGUCAAACCAGCCAUUUGCCAAAGAUAGCCGCUCGUUCCUUGUCAACAUCGACCUGAAGAAAGGCUACGGUCCGGGUGCAAACGGCUCAGUGAAGAAGCCUCUACAAUAUGCGCCUUGGAAUGGAGAACUUCGAUUCUGGUACAAGAACUACCCGCUCGUGUACCGCCGUAUGGAGAAGAAAGGAGAUCUCUUCCGAGACAGAGAAGAAGUCUCGAUUUCGUGCCUCGGGUGGUCUUCACGCAUUCUGAAGGAUCUAUUGGAGGAAUGUCGUCAGAGGUACCUGGACGAUCUCCAGGGCCAAACGCUAAUAUUUGAAGUUCGAAGCGGGAGGUGGGAGCAGUCCAAGGCGCGAUGCAUCCGACAGAUAUCGACCGUCCUCCACGAGGACAAGGAGAAAGAAGCCCUUUUGAGCGAUAUCUCGAGCUUCCUUGACCCGGAUACGCGGGAAUGGUACACCAAGCGCGGCAUCCCUUAUCGACGGGGCUACUUGCUGUACGGACCGCCCGGAACUGGCAAAUCCAGCCUUAGUCUGUCGAUUGCGGGGCAUUUCGACCUGGACAUUUACAUUCUGAACCUGGCGAGCGUCGACGACCGUACUCUAAACAUGUUGUUCGCCCAGUUGCCGCAACACUGCGUGAUCCUCCUGGAAGACGUAGACGUAGCCAGCCAAAGCCGAUCGCAAGACAAGGAAACGGAACACCCUAAUCCUAUGUCAAGCCUUUCGGAAAAGCAGGGGAAGGAAGUAACGCUGUCCGGGCUGCUCAACGCUCUUGAUGGAGUAGGGUCGCAAGAAGGCCGGGUGCUCAUCAUGACAACCAAUUACAUCGAACGACUGGACGACGCACUCAUUCGUCCCGGCCGCGUGGACUGGAAGAUCCAGUUCCGGCUGGCCGAUAAAGACAUUAUUUGCCAACUAUUCCGCAUCGUUUUUAAAGGAUCAGAUGGAAACGAUAACGAAGCCGUCGAGCGACAUGCCAAAAACUUUGCUAGUCGAGUGCCCGAGUCGGAGUUCAGCCCAGCAGAGGUUCUCUCACUUCUGUUGGAAAAUAGGCAAUCCCCAGGGAGCGCUGUUGCCAGGGUGGAGGCAUGGAUUGCUAAAGUUAGGAAGGAAAGGGGGAAUAAGCUAAAGCGGGAGGGUUCUUGGGUGCAUACUGCGUAGCUUUUCUUAACCAGCUUGGCAAUGGUUGCUCUCGCCUUCUCACACUGCACAUUCCUUGAAAAUAUUAACUGCUCUUCUGUUUCCCUUCAGGUUCUUCUAGAAACUUUAGUAUAGUCCAGUCGAAGACAUAAUCAUACUCGAAGCCCUUACGGCGGAACAGAUUGCGGAACAAGCGGAGCAAAUAGCUGUAGUCGAGUUUCUCCCCGGACCGGACGUGCUCGAAAUACUUCUUGAAUUCCUCUGGAA